Vanessa atalanta (red admiral) is the source of this 813-nucleotide messenger RNA. RefSeq names its product protein lethal(2)essential for life-like. Gene Ontology annotation, biological process: response to heat; protein refolding. Lineage: Eukaryota; Metazoa; Arthropoda; Insecta; Lepidoptera; Nymphalidae. The record is from RefSeq and is a predicted model, not a curated record. Bases 70 to 627 code for a protein of 185 amino acids. Gene Ontology annotation, molecular function: protein folding chaperone. The transcript has a single exon.
AGCCGGCAGUUUGUUGAAUCAAACAAGAAAAGUUCACAUCGCAAUAAGUGCUAAGACGCAUAAUCAAAAAUGUCUCUAAUUCCAUUUUUGUGCGAUAACAGACCAUUCGGGAUGGUAGAACGAGACUUCUUCAGACCAGAUUUCUAUCCACCUAUCGAUCUUGUACCGCAAGAGGUAAUGAGGCCUUGGGAAAAUAUUUACCGGCCGUGGGAAAACAUAAUCAGGCAAAUGGAACAGCUAAGCUCUGGUAUCAAUCAGCUAGCCCUGAAAGAGGCGUCACAGUUGUCAUCCGAUUCGGAGAAAUUUCAAGUCAACGUGGACGUUCAGCAUUUCGCUCCAAACGAAAUUAGCGUGAAAAUUGUUGAUGGUUUCGUGACUGUCGAAGGAAAACACGAAGAGAAGAGAGACGAGCAUGGAUAUAUAUCAAGGCAGUUCGUAAGACGUUACGCCUUACCACAAGGAUGCCUCCCCGACGUUGUAGAGUCCAAGCUGUCAUCGGAUGGCGUUCUGACCAUCACUGCGCCGAAAGUACUAGCGAUGCCAUCUUCUGGGGAAAAGAUUGUACCGAUUAUUAAAACUGGUCCCAUUAAAAAGCAAAUAUCAAGUUCUGAAGCAGUGAAUGAGUGAAUAUCUGUUUUAUGCUUAAUUUCGCUGUUUUUAUUGUGAUAAUUAUGUAAGACUGCAUAUGCCCAUCGUACCUAUUAUUGUUUGUAAAUAUUUUUAUUUCUUUUAUUAUUUACCUAAAGACUUACUGAAAUUAAAUACUGAUUUAGUAUUUAUGAUAAAUGUAAAAUAAAGUAUUGUUAAUGUAAA